Messenger RNA from Sphaeroforma arctica JP610, 795 nucleotides. Its product is annotated as 50S ribosomal protein L36e. Gene Ontology annotation, cellular component: ribosome; cytosolic large ribosomal subunit. Bases 73 to 402 code for a protein of 109 amino acids. Gene Ontology annotation, biological process: cytoplasmic translation. The record is from RefSeq and is a predicted model, not a curated record. NCBI's taxonomy places the organism in Eukaryota, Ichthyosporea, Ichthyophonida. The transcript is spliced from 2 exons. Gene Ontology annotation, molecular function: structural constituent of ribosome.
GAAAGUGGUCCAGAAUUUGUGCAGUCUUUUUCGUUUUUGUGUGAAGCUCGUUGUUGUGCACAGAUAGAAACCAUGGCACCCGUAGCUAUCUCAAUCGGUCUUAAGGACACUCCUUACACCACCAAGGGAUACCCCGUAACUAAGAGAGAAACUCGUAACAAGCGUGUUUCCAAGAAAGGAGUAUCUUCUGCGCGAAGCAAGUUCGUCCGAUCCGUCGUCCGUGAGAUGGUUGGAUUUGCUCCUUACGAACGUCGUAUCAUGGAGUUGCUGCGAGUCUCUAAGGACAAGCGUGCCCUAAAGCUCGCGAAGAAGCGUCUUGGUACUCACGUCAGAGGAAAGGCCAAGAGAGAGGAGAUGGUAGAUGCCUUAUCAGCCAUUCACCGUGCUCAAACUCACAAGUAAAUUACUUUGGUAGGAAUAGAUGUAAAUCUCUACUAAAAUUUCUUGUGUUUGCCUAUCAAACUGUGUGGUACUGAUGGGCGACAAUAUAUUUGAAUAAUGCAUGGUUCGAAAUACGAGCCUUGUAGUAUGUAUGUAUUGGGAAUGCGGAUUAUUUCCUGAAGCCAUGGCUGGAUAAUCGGAGGUGCCUUGAGUAGACGUAUGUUUCAAAUAGGUUGAUAUAGUAUUUGCUUGGACGGCGUGUAGUUUAUAGAGCACUAUUUUUGGAUCACGGGUGUGUGUAUGUCUAGUUAUUGCUAUAUAUAUAUUUCGAAAACUUUUAAUUGGUAGCUCCUAAGAGAGAUUGAAGAUGAUUUAGUCGUCAAUAGUGUUUAUAGACGUGGAAUGAAAUUCGGG